AAUAGGAUGCAAAAAGAAGUAAUGAGGGUGUUGGGAAUCAGGAAGCUGAAGACCAGCAGUACACGGGGCAGGCCAAGGACAGCGUCGCUGCACAGGUCCGACCAAGCUGUUAUGCAGUCCACACCUAGCAUCCCCUGGUCGACAGCUACCAUCAUCCUGGAUGGCGGAGCUCAUGGUGAAACUCCCUGGCUUGAGGGAGACCAUGAUGAGGCUGACCUCAACAAGUGGCGAUCUUCCCUUAUCCCAGUCACGCUAGUGAGGAGCCGCUUAGCCCACGUGAUCCAUAGGCUCAAAGUAGACUGCACAGAGUCCAAGGUCCAGCUGGCCUGUGCUAAGAUGAUUUCCAGGCUCACGAUGCUGCUGAACCUCUUCAGUGAGAGAGAAUACGUCAAGGAGACGUCCUCCCUGUGGAAGUCAUACUGCUGGCCUAUGAAGAAUGUCGCCAACCUGGCCACAGGAAAUCCAAGAAAACGGGUGAAUCCUGAGAUUGCAAGAAAGGGAAUCUCAGAAUAUGGCUAUGGCAAAAGGCUAUUUGCUUUUUCAGUGAUUGCAAUGAUAACGAUGAUCAUGGCAGUAAUUUGCCUGUUUGAGAUCUGUUCUCAGCUUUCUGCAAUUAAGGAUGGCACCACUCAAAGGAAACGGUAA
This is a messenger RNA of Hemicordylus capensis (graceful crag lizard), 645 nucleotides long. Its product is annotated as leucine-rich repeat-containing protein 37A3-like. The record is from RefSeq and is a predicted model, not a curated record. Bases 7 to 645 code for a protein of 212 amino acids. The transcript is spliced from 3 exons. NCBI's taxonomy places the organism in Eukaryota, Metazoa, Chordata, Lepidosauria, Squamata, Cordylidae.